UUCAUUGUAAAUUGAACGAAGUUGUAAUAGAAUGUCAUCAGCAUCGUUAGUUGAAAAACGUUCGUUGAGAAAGUCUCAGUCCAGAAAUAUUGAGACGUCGUCCACAUCCAUAACAUCAGCACCGACGACGUCCGAAUCCAAAUUGCACGAUUCAAAUCGCCGUUUAAAAGAUAAAUCCAUGCGUUCAAAGCAACGCGAUAGUUUGCCGGACAUUGGCGUGAGGAAGGGUAAUCGAAGUGUACGCGCGUCCAAUUUUGAAUUGAGCAGCAGCGCAAAUGAUUUCGAAAAUAAAAAUAACAAUGACCGAGUUAGUAAGACGGGCACAAAAUUAAAGACAAUCACAGCAACUGUGAACAAAUCGGCGAAUGUAGAGACGGGUGAUAAAGUUUUGGAGAUGAUUAAAAUGGACUCAACUGAACAAGAGAAUUACAAAAAUCAAGCGGAGAUCGAGUAUAAUGAGUUGAAAAAACGUGUUGAAGAAUUACAAAUGAUCAUCGAACAAGAGCGAAAGCAUCCCACAUCCGAAUAUGAUGAGUCCAUUGAAAAGCAACAACAAUUCAAUGAAACGCUGAGAGCUCAGGUUGCUGAGGCAAAAGACAAACUUAAGAAUCUAUCACAAUCGCUGAAGACAUUGCGUUCGUGCCGUAAGGAUUGUAACAUUCAUAUGCGCGAUUUAAUCAUUGAUUAUAAUUGCAUAACAAAGAGUGAGCUGUCGAAAGAGCUGAAACGCUUUCAACGCAUGGAAAUCGAUCUGAAAAAUAAUUUGGAUCGUUUACAUUGGCGAAUGGAUUGCGAAUCAAAGAUGUACCACAAUCUUAUUGAUCAAUACCAUAAGCUACAAAUGGAUUUGUAUUAUUUGAAAAAUUUAACCGAAAGUUCAUAAAAUUGAAAUUCAUAAUAUGUUUGGUUGGUGAUGAACGAUACAGUUCUAUUUAGAUUUAAACUAGAAAAUGUGUUAUCAAUCGAUCCCUUUGUGGUGUUCUAUG
Messenger RNA from Contarinia nasturtii (swede midge), 986 nucleotides. RefSeq lists its product as uncharacterized. The record is from RefSeq and is a predicted model, not a curated record. Lineage: Eukaryota; Metazoa; Arthropoda; Insecta; Diptera; Cecidomyiidae. The transcript is spliced from 4 exons. The coding region runs from base 32 to 883 and encodes 283 amino acids.